UAAAAUUUAUAUACAAAAAAAAAAAAAAAAAGAGGUUGAAUUGUGUAAUUUUAAUAUUUGAUAAAAACUUCGCAUACCCACGGGGACUUCUCACUUCUUGUAGAAAUGGGGAUAGAGGGUAUUUUUUACUACUUUACUAAAAAUCCUUGUGAUGAUCCCUUAUCUACCAGUGAUAGGAAUGAAGAUGGAGAGGGAGUCUCCAAUCUACAAAGACCUAUCAAGGCCAAGAUCGAUGCUGCAAACAAAGCUGUCUCAAAGAUUGGGGAACACAUGACUGGUCAAUCUGGUGGUGGGUCUGCUUCAGGAGGUGCUCAAGGUGGUGGUGACCAGACCCCAGAGGCAGAAUACGAGGAGGUGAAGAAAUGAGAUUGUUGAGGCAGUGAUUUCUUGUUCCUUUUUUGAAUCGCUGAUAAGGUGGAUCUUUUGUUUUUAUGCUUCUGAUUCUGGCAGUUUUGUAUCUAAAAAUGUUGGAGGCUGAGUGUAUUAGGAAUUCGAGUCGGAAGCCCGUUUAAUAUAGGGUUAACAUGAAA
Messenger RNA from Rubroshorea leprosula, 530 nucleotides. NCBI's taxonomy places the organism in Eukaryota, Viridiplantae, Streptophyta, Magnoliopsida, Malvales, Dipterocarpaceae. The record is from the annotation of a GenBank genome assembly.